UCGGGGUAAAAAAGGAUCGUCAUGUAUAUAACAGUUUACUGGUGAACUGUACAGGAAAUGAUCAACAAUUAGUUGUCUGUUAAAUAACAUACAGUUUCGUAGAGGGCGAAGGUAAAGAGGACAUGGAAGGUAAAGAGGACAUGGAAGAUAAAGAGGACAUGGAAGGUAAAGAGGAUAAAGAGGACAUGGAAGGUAAAGAGGACAUGGAAGAUAAAGAGGGUAAAGAGGGUAAUGAGGACAUGGAAGAUAAAGAGGGUAAAGAGGACAUGGAAGAUAAAGAGGACGUGGAAGGUAAAGAGGAUAAAGAGGACAUGGAAGGUAAAGAGGACAUGGAAGGUAAAGAGGACAUGGAAGGUAAAGAGGACAUGGAAGAUAAAGAGGACAUGGAAGGUAAAGAGGAUAAAGAGGACAGGGAAGAUAAAGAGGACAUGAAAGGUAAAGAUAACAUGGAAGGUAAAGAGGACAUGGAAGAUAAAGAGGACAUGGAAGAGACCAACAUUGAUCGUUUGUUCCCGUUGCAACACUUUAGAUAUAUUUUGUUCCCUGUCUUUCCUGUCUAUUUUCUUUUCCAAUACUCGGUUCUCUCUCAGGCGGUGUCGUCCUAGGCACCCGUCCUCCUGGCUGUUGUAAGAACGUUAAAUCCCAAACACUCCAAAGAUACAAACAAUCAAGCAACACCGAUGGUAACAUCACAAUGAAACAAUUGAAUGACGUCAUGUUUGAUUAACAAUGACGUCAUAUUAUAGUUUGUCGGCAUGCGUAAUAUACCUACAGCGAUAGAGCAGGAUUAAGGCCAAGCUAUGCGAAGUUCCACAUAUUACGCUGUACUCUGUGUUAUUAUUACUCCUGUAGCGAGGACUAUACUCUAAACGAUUAUUCAUAACAAGAAUGGAGGUUGGAGAUAUUUUCGCGGCUUUUUUUCGCUAUGGUACCUGACGUCAUUGGUCAUUAGUCGAAGUCAUUUUCUUCUGCCACCGCUAUUUGGUAAGAUUUCUAAAGCACAUCGACAAUUUACACGGGACAAUCCUGAACAUAAUGUUGCAGGAAAUAUAAUACACAUAGGGAACACGUCUAGGUAUGUAAUAAACCAUAAUCGUACACCCCAUUUCACGUGACGUGACGUAACAAUGACUCGACAAUGACGUGACAUCACGAAUUUGGAACUCUCCGAUGCCGCAAUGAGGAAAAGGCAACGUGAUGAAAUUAUUCUGGUAGUCGGAAUGAGAGAAGAAAAAAACUUUCAUGCCCAAAAGUGUAGGAUAGGGAAAGACUUCAACCUCCUUUUCAUAUGUAUUUGGUUGUGACAUCUGAACCAAAUGGAUCUAGUACUGUUACUACAUGUACAUUACAUAUAUUUUAUCUUGUUCCUAGGAAUUACUCCUGGUAAAAAGAUACUUAACCUCCUGUGAUGAAUAGUUUCUCGUAUUUAAUACAACACUCGUGAAAACAUAAAAGAAUUCAUAUAUCAAACUGGAUUUUCAGAAAUGUAUUCGUCAAUAAAAGUAUAUCGUUAUGUGAAACCUCGGUCAUAGCUCCUACUCACAGCAAUGGUCAAUAUCACCUCCUACUCACAGCAAUGUUUAAUAUCACCUCCUACUCACAGAAAUGGUUUAUAUCACCUCCUACUCAUAACAAUGGUCAAUAUCACCUCCUUCUCACAGCAAUGGUCAAUAUCCCCUCCUACUCACAGC
Molecule: messenger RNA, 1691 nt
Organism: Mizuhopecten yessoensis (Yesso scallop)
Lineage: Eukaryota; Metazoa; Mollusca; Bivalvia; Pectinida; Pectinidae
Product: high mobility group nucleosome-binding domain-containing protein 5-like
Exons: 4
Coding region: 123-605 (160 amino acids)
Source: RefSeq, a predicted model, not a curated record